CAGAAUAACGGCACUUCCAUUCAUGUGCGCGUGUGCGAUGCCGCCCGACGCCGACGGCAGACGCGCAUCGUCCCGUGUUGACUUUACAACACUUUCUCCUCACGCGGCUCUGAAAGGUCAGAGGUGACCCGGCGCAGCCUCCGAUGGUGUGCGCGCUUGACGUCCAUCCUGCGUGGUCAUGUGACCUGGAAGCGAUUCCUGGGAUCCGCUCUCCACGUGCGCAAGCAUUUUGCUGCCGUGCAUGUGAAGAAGACGAGGAUGAAGAACGUGAUGACACAAGCGGUAAAAGUAUUUGAAGUAGAACAGAAGUCAUAGAAGAAUAGAAGUACUCAUUCAAAAAGUUUGUCUUUUCUUCUUUCUUUGUUUUUUUUUUUUGGGGAAGAAACCACUGCGCUGACCCGUUCGCUCGGGCUUCAGGAGCUUUGCUGGAGCUAUUUUGGAAUAUACACCUCUGGAAAAGAAACGCACCGGACCCCGGACUGUUGAAUCCGUAUCGGAAUCGGAAUCGGAAUCGGAAUGAUCUUUAUCUGCCAAGUACGUCCCAAAAAAGCACACAAGGGAUUUGUCUCCGGCAGUCGGACGACAACGCGACGUCCCCACUUCGUUGGAAUUGGGCUUGCGCAACUCAUUCCGUGACAUUUUCCUGAUGUUUCGUCAUUUCCGACGAACGCGUCGACAGGAAUCGUCAUUGUUUCCUCCCAAAAGGUGGAGGAAAACCAUGUGUUUCGGGGAACUUACCGCAUGUUUGUUCUUUACACAAAUAAGAAACUGAGAACGAAAACACGAGGGAAUGGAAAAAAAGAAAAAUAGGAUAGCAUGUUGACCUAAUGACAAACGAGCACAAUUCAUUCAUGAGGACGAUAUGGCUUCAUAUGACAACCAGAUGAGUGAACGCUCCAAAAUGAUGAGAGAAAACUGUUCCAAAGUCAAAUGUUCUUUUAUCGUCUUCUUCAAACGUGAAACGACGAGUCGCACUUUUCCCACAUCUCAAACCGACUAAUGGAGGUCAAGGUCCAAUUUGGAAAAAUAGCUCACGUUCGAGACGGCGGCAGAAGGGCACCCGGCCGCAGAGAGCCAAUCGCCAGCGUCGGCUUCAGGAGGCAGAAGUGACGCGUGCGCCGACUUUUCCAAUGUGAUCACGUCAAAUACGGAACGACGGAAGCUAACCAUUGUAGCUUGUGGUAAGCGAGUAUUUGUACUUCGUGACUUCCCGCCGCUGCGUGAUGACGUCACGAAGGUCCAAAGACUCAGCAAGUCUGUUGUGCUCUUUUUCCUUUUUUUUUCCUUGGAGUUCUCACGCCGCCUACUUAACGUAGCGGCGGUGACGUCACCGGCGAAGGUGGGUCGGCUAUAAAAAGGCGCGCGCGUCCGUCCGUCACUUUGCUUCAACUUCGCGCUCGUCGAGACUUCAGCUUGGAGGCGCAUUCGUGCCCCGACCGGCCGAGACGAGACGAGAGGAAGAAGAAGAAGAAGAAGAAGAAGAAGAAGCAGCCGCCGCGCGAGUGUCGCCCACGUGUGCGUGCGGCCGCCGCCAUGUUCCACGUGGCGCACUUGGGCAAUCUGUGGGCCGCGACGGGCGCGUCGACGUGGCUGCCGUGCGCGCUCCUGGCGCUGGCGCUCACGCGUGCGCUGUGGGCUUUCCGGUGGAGGCUGACCAGGGACCCCCGCAACCCGCUGCCCCUGCCGGGGGGCUCCAUGGGCUGGCCCGUGGUCGGCGAGACGCUACACUGGCUGGUGCAGGGCUCCGACUUCCACGUCUGUCGCAGGCGGCGCCACGGCAACGUGUUUAAGACGCACCUCCUGGGCAAACCCGUCAUCCGGGUGACGGGCGCCGAAAACAUCCGCAAGAUCCUGAUGGGCGAGCACAGCCUGGUGUGCACGCAAUGGCCGCAGAGCACGCGCAUCAUCCUGGGACCCAACACGCUCGUCAACUCCACCGGCGACGCCCACGCGAGGAAGAGGAAGGUGCUGGCCAAAGUGUUCAGCAGAGGCGCUCUGGAGUCGUACCUGCCGCGCCUGCGGGACGUGGUGCGCCGCCAAGUGGCCGAGUGGUGCGCGCGGCCCGACGCCGUGGACGUCUACGCCGCCGCCAAGUCGCUGACGUUCCGGAUCGCCGUGAGCGCCCUGCUGGGUCUGCGGCUGGACGAGGAGCGGGUGGUCUACCUGGGCGCCAUCUUCGAGCAGCUGAUGGACAAUCUCUUCUCGCUUCCGUUCGACGCGCCGCUCAGCGGCCUGCGCAAGGGGAUCCGAGCCCGAGAGAUCCUGCACGCCAACAUGGAGAAGAUUAUCGCGGAGAAGAUGGAGCAACGGCGCAACGAACAUCUGGACGCCUUUGACUACAUGCUGUCCGGCGCCAAGGAGCACGGCCAGGACCUGAGCGUCCAGGAACUCAAGGAAACGGCCGUGGAGUUGAUUUUCGCCGCUCACUCCACCACCGCCAGCGCGUCGACAUCUCUGCUGCUGCAGCUCCUCUGCCACCCGGCCGUGGUCCGACGCCUUAAAGCCGAGCUGGACGCCGAAGGCCUCACGAGCACCGGAGAAGGUGGCGAAGGUCUUCGGGCGCACUUGAGCCUGGACGAGAUGAGCCGGCUGCGCUACUUGGACUGUGUCAUCAAAGAGGUUCUGCGCUUCCUGCCGCCAGUUUCUGGAGGGUACCGGACCGCCUUGCAGACCUUUGAGUUGGAUGGCUACCAGGUCCCCAAAGGCUGGAGCGUCAUGUACAGCAUCAGGGACACGCACGAGACCGCCGCCGUCUUCCGAGCUCCAGAACUCUUUGACCCGGAACGCUUUGGGCCGGACCGCGCGGAGAACCACUCGUCCCGCUUCAGCUACGUGCCCUUUGGCGGUGGCCUGCGGAGCUGCGUGGGCAAAGAACUGGCCCAGAUCGUUCUAAAGACUUUGGCCGUGGAACUGGUGGCGACGUGCAAAUGGACCCUGGCCACCAGGGACUUCCCCAAAAUGCAGACGGUGCCUAUCGUGCACCCCGUCAACGGACUCCACGUGCGCUUCACGCAAAACCGGCAGCUUAGUUAAGUAAGACUGCCUGGUCCGAAAGACCUGCGUGGUAGUCCCCCCCCCCCCCCCCCCCCCGUGUUUGUGUGUGUUCUGCUGACAUGAAACAUGUCUGUAGCACGGCGGGUUAUCUCCUGUAUCCACGUUUCGGGACCUUCUCGGACUCAGCGCUGCAUCAACUCUGGUCUCGUGCGGAAAGAGUCCGCUCCUGCAACACUCGAGACACGCCCACAACAGACACACCCGAGCAACACAUUCAGACCUGACAUCAGCAGAUUCACUCCUGGUAAUACACGUUCACACCUAAUGGACUCCUCAAGCCCAAUUCCAAUGAAGUUGGGACGUUGUGUUCAACAGAAAUACAAACAGAAUCCAAUCAUUUGCAAAUCAUGUUCAAGCUAUAUUUCAUUGAAUGCACUACAAAGACAAGAUCUUUCAUGUUCAAACUGAUCAACUUGAUUGUUUUGAGCAAAUAAUCCUGAACUUUGACUUUUCUGGCUGCAACAGGUUCCAAAAAAGUUGGGACAGGCGGCAAAAAAGUUGAGGAAGUUGAGGAAUGCUCAUGAAACACCCGUUUGGAACAUCCCACAGGUGAACAGGCUCAUUGGGAACAGGUGGGGGCCAGGAUUGGGUAGAAAGUUCGGCGGUUAUACAGUUCAGCGCUACGUCCGUAAGUGCAACUUGAAACUCUACUAUGCAAAGCAAAAGCCAUUGAUCAACAACAGCCAGGAACGCCGCCGCCUUCUCUGGGCCGAGCUCAUCUAAGAUGGAAAAGUGUUCUGUGGUCCGACGAGUCCGCAUUUCAAAUUGUUUUUGGAAAUUGUGGACAUGGUGUCCUCCGGGCCAAAGAGGAAAAGAACCAUCCGGACUGUUUUGGACGCAAAGUUCAAAAGCCAGCAUCUGUGAUGGUGUGGGGCUGUGUUAGUGCCAAUGGCAUGGGGAACUUACACAUCUGUGAAGGCACCAUUCAUGCUGAAGGGUACAUACAGGUUUUGGAGAAACAUAUGCUGCCAUCCAAGCAACGUCUUUUUUACGGACGUCCCUGCUUAUGUCAGCAAGACAAUGCCAAACCACAUUGUGCACGUGUUACAACAGCGUGGCUUCGUAGUAAAAGAGUGCGGGUACUAGAAUGGCCUGCCUCCAGUCCAGACCUGUGUCCCAUUGACAAUGUGUGGCGCAUUAUAUUCUUCUUCUUCUUCUUCUUCUUAAAAUACGACAACGGAGAGAGACCCCGGACUGUUGAACAGCUGAAGCUGUACAUCAAGCAAGAAUGGGAAAGAAUUCCACCUCCAAAGCUUCAACAAUUAGCGUCCUCAGUUCCCAAACCUUUAUUGAAUGUUGUUGAUAGAAAAGGUGAUGGAACACAGUGGUAAACAUGGGACCCUGUCCCAAAUUUUUGGGAGCCUGUUGCAGCCAUCAAAUUCUAAGUUCAUGAUUAUUUGCUCAAAACAAUCAAGUUGAUCAGUUUGAACAUGAAAGAUCUUGUCUUUGUCGUGCAUUCAAUGAAAUAUAGGUCGAACAUGAUUCGCCAAUCAUUGCGUUCUGUUUAGCACAACGUCCCAACUUCAUUGGAACCGGGCUUGUACGUUUACACUUGAUAUCAACAGACUCAAACCUGACACAUUUCACACCUGAUGUUAAAACGCAUUCAGACCUGGUAUCAAUCCAUAUUCACACCUGAAUUUGUCAAUCUCAGCUGGUAUUCCAUUCACAACUGAACUCAGCGCACGUUGGUACCCGAGCGAUGUCAAUGCAGAUUAACGGCUGAUAUCGACACACGUUCGCACCAGAUAUGAAUUGUCAUUUCCACGCGAUAACAAGACAACGUUGGCACGUCAACGGAACAUCCGUUCACAACUGAACUCAACACAAACAGAUUCGCACCUCGUAGGAACACAUUUCAGCUCGACACAUUCACACACUUUGUCGCAACAAGUUUACGUGUGAUCUCAGCAACCUAAUAAAGUGGGCAGCGUGCGAGUGUGUGGGAGAACGCGCGUGAGAUGAAGUGGAAGUUGAAAGCGGAGGAUGCUGUCAAAUGAACUGAUGAUGACGAUGAUGGUGACCAAUAAUCCGCAGGAGUUCGCUCUGAUGUUUUUGGACUCUUUGUGUGCGUGCGCGUGCAGAUUGUGUAGAUGUUGUAUCGUGGCUGUCAAUGAACAAUUCAAUUGUUGUUUUGAA
This is a messenger RNA of Phyllopteryx taeniolatus (common seadragon), 5193 nucleotides long. RefSeq names its product cytochrome P450 26C1 (gene cyp26c1). Gene Ontology annotation, molecular function: monooxygenase activity; iron ion binding; oxidoreductase activity, acting on paired donors, with incorporation or reduction of molecular oxygen. The record is from RefSeq and is a predicted model, not a curated record. NCBI's taxonomy places the organism in Eukaryota, Metazoa, Chordata, Actinopteri, Syngnathiformes, Syngnathidae. The transcript is spliced from 7 exons. Gene Ontology annotation, biological process: sterol metabolic process. Bases 1534 to 3033 code for a protein of 499 amino acids.